This is a messenger RNA of Vicia villosa (hairy vetch), 1224 nucleotides long. RefSeq names its product small ribosomal subunit protein uS2. Gene Ontology annotation, biological process: cytoplasmic translation; ribosomal small subunit assembly. The record is from RefSeq and is a predicted model, not a curated record. NCBI's taxonomy places the organism in Eukaryota, Viridiplantae, Streptophyta, Magnoliopsida, Fabales, Fabaceae. The transcript has 5 exons. Gene Ontology annotation, molecular function: structural constituent of ribosome. Gene Ontology annotation, cellular component: cytosolic small ribosomal subunit; ribosome; 90S preribosome. The coding region runs from base 106 to 1002 and encodes 298 amino acids.
UAGUUUUCAUUGCUGAAACAAAACCUAGCCGAGUUGUUCACAGUGAGUGCCGCAAUCAGAGCUUUUCAGGGUUUCUCCGGUCGCCGGCAAUAAACACCAUCAAUCAUGGCAACCUCCGCAGCAGCACCACGUCAGUUGUCUCAGAAGGAAGCUGAUAUUCAGAUGAUGUUGGCGGCCGAUGUCCACCUCGGCACCAAGAACUGUGACUUCCAAAUGGAGCGUUACAUUUUCAAACGCAGGAACGACGGGAUUUAUAUUAUCAAUCUUGGAAAGACAUGGGAGAAACUACAACUGGCUGCUAGGGUAAUUGUUGCCAUUGAAAACCCUCAGGAUAUCAUUGUCCAAUCUGCAAGGCCUUAUGGACAGAGAGCCGUUCUUAAGUUUGCUCAGUACACUGGAGCUCAUGCUAUUGCAGGAAGACACACUCCUGGUACCUUCACCAAUCAGCUCCAAACUUCCUUCAGUGAGCCUCGUCUUCUCAUCCUCACCGAUCCAAGAACUGAUCACCAGCCAAUCAAGGAAGCUGCCCUUGGAAACAUUCCAACAAUUGCUUUCUGUGACACUGAUUCUCCUAUGAGAUAUGUUGACAUUGGAAUUCCCGCUAACAACAAGGGGAAGCACAGCAUUGGUUGUCUCUUUUGGCUUUUGGCUAGGAUGGUUUUGCAGAUGCGUGGUACCAUUCGCCCUGGUCUUAAGUGGGAUGUGAUGGUGGAUCUGUUCUUCUACAGAGAACCUGAAGAGGCCAAAGAGCAAGAGGAGGAUGAAGUUCCUGUCCCAGAUUACGCCAUUGCUGACUUCAAUGCAGCUCCAUCAGAUGGACAGUGGCCCACAGCCAUUGAGCAACCAUGGAAUGAUGCAGUUCCACAGCCUAUUCCAGCAGUUCCUGCUGUCAACUGGACAGCCCCAGAAGCUGUUGCAGGGGAAUGGGGUGAAGCUGUUCCACCUCCACAACAAAUUCCUACUGCCGGAAUUGAAUCUGUUGCACCUACAGGCUGGGAAUAAACUUAGUUUUUGAUCUUAUGAAGUUCCAUCCCCUCAAGUUAUUUGACCCUUUUCUAUCCCAAAGUAAAAUUUGGGUCAGUUUUUUUUUGUAGCUUAGAAACUUUUUUCUACUAGUAUGGUCCAAGUGGCAUAAAUAUUGUUUAAGUCCUCAGAUUUUGAGUAAAGUUGUACUUUUAUUUAUGCAGUUUUAAUUCUUGAAUGUAUUGCACUUCUUUUUGCCUU